Messenger RNA from Puccinia graminis f. sp. tritici CRL 75-36-700-3, 345 nucleotides. RefSeq lists its product as uncharacterized. Bases 1 to 345 code for a protein of 114 amino acids. NCBI's taxonomy places the organism in Eukaryota, Fungi, Basidiomycota, Pucciniomycetes, Pucciniales, Pucciniaceae. The record is from RefSeq and is a predicted model, not a curated record. The transcript has 2 exons.
AUGGUACCCAGUGGUUAUUGGAUCGCAUUGGUGCAUCGGAAUCUACCCGAUUUAACUGCGAGACAUCUGAAGAAAUGCUUUCAUGGAUUGGUGGGCCAUGCCAGACCCUGGAUCAAUGCCGAGGGGAAAAAAAUCGUUCGAGGGAAACGUUGGUCGUUGGCCGUGUACAAUAAACAAGGGGAUCGCGGCUUGCUUCUCCACUCGGGCAAUGUGGGGUUUAUCGAAGAAGCAGCUGAAGAAGAUCCUAUCACGAUUUUGCUCUCAGGGUGUGCCCAAUUAUCGCGUGAAGGUUUUUCAGAUUUAAUUAUCAAUCUCAUCUCUGGCCGAUUGAACGAUGAGCUUUGA